Molecule: messenger RNA, 465 nt
Organism: Pseudovirgaria hyperparasitica
Lineage: Eukaryota; Fungi; Ascomycota; Dothideomycetes; Acrospermales; Acrospermaceae
Product: DUF1674-domain-containing protein
Exons: 1
Coding region: 1-465 (154 amino acids)
Biological process (GO): mitochondrial respiratory chain complex II assembly
Cellular component (GO): mitochondrion
Source: RefSeq, a predicted model, not a curated record
AUGCGUAGGGCAAUCCUGCAAUAUCAACCUCACCUCCGACCUCAGGUUCGCCACUCAUACAGCACAUUCCGCCCUUCGCCAGCACCACCACGACUCCCCAAAGAAGACCAGGCUCUAUUCGAGAAGCUUCAAGAGCAGUCCACGGGCGCUUUCAGCACGCCCCGGACUCCUUCACCAGUCAACCAGUCACCUGCAUCGCAAAAUACCUCAUCAGUUGCCACCGACACCUCUCAGAUCAACGCCAGUGUUAACCAAUCUCCACAAUCCGAGCAAAUAUUGAACGCAACAAUCAAAGCUGAUGGCGAAGGCGACGAACUGCACCCAAAUAUGAGAAGGGGUGCACCACCAGAGUUUGAGGGUGACACAAAUCCGAAGACGGGAGAGGUAGGUGGGCCGAAGAAUGAACCCUUGAGAUGGGGACAUGGUGGAGACUGGAGCUACAAUGGAAGAGUGACGGACUUCUGA